GGAACCUACUGAUCAAUGUAACGGAGAGAAGACUUGUUUUAAAAUGUGUUCGACAGAACUGUGACGACUGUAGCAACGUAAAUUUAAUGGUAUUUUAAAGAUUUGUCGUGUGUGAUUAAAUGAAGAUGUGUGAAAAAUCGACAGCCUUCAUAUUAAUUGUGUCGGUAUUUUGUGUCCAAGGCUUGUCUACUGAAGACGGAAGUAAGAAAUCACCAUUGGGCAGAUCUUUACAAGGGACAGGCAAAGUAGUGCCACUUGGAAGCGGAUUUGGAGGAAUAAGAAAUUCGCCUACAGAAGAGCGUGGACUGGAAGUUUCCGAGACUGGAAAUUACAUUGAAGGAAAAGCAUCACUAAGAUCGAGUUUGGAUGUGGGGCAAAAAUCAUGGAAAAAAAUUUGGCCGUCACAAGGGAGAAGUCGAUCGGUCUACGUCACAUCUCAAGAAAUAGCUCAUUUGAGAAGACAGGCAGGAGACUCAGGAGAGGUAGGAAGGCUGUUUCCUACAAUCGAUUUUCUGAAGUCGAGGCGAAAAAGAGAAAAUGCAAAUAAAAGUCAGGUUAAAGGUGGCAAAAGUGCUAAGAAAAAAGAUGAUAACAAGGAAGAUGAUCAAGGGGAAGACGAUGAUGAUGAUGAUGAUGAUGAUGAUGAAGAGGAUAAUCUGUCAUCGCAGAAACAAAGACGAAACGGAAUGAUUCCGAAGCAAGGUCCUGGAAGGCGUCAUCCGGGGGGAAAUGCAGGGUGCUUCUGGUGGGUGCGGCCGCGAAGAAGAGGUGGCGGUGGUGGCGGUGGAGGCGGUGGAGGAGGUGGCGGUGGAGACGGUGGAGGUGGAGACGGUGGAGGCGGAGAUGAUGGAGGCGGAGAUGAUGGAGGCGGAGACGAUGGUGGUGAUGAUGGGGGUGGGGAUGGUGAAGGAGAUGAUGAAGGCGGUGAAGAGGAAGAUGGCAGAUUGCGGCGAAAAAAGAAACGAAAUUCGCGAAAAUCGCAGAAACAAGUAAAGAGACGUAAACAAAAGAAGAUGAAAAAAAAUGACAGAUCAUACACCACACCCUCAGUACUUGAUGCAUAGUUACCAUAUUGCUUCAUUGUACUCACCGUUGGUUCCGAAGUAGGCGUUAUUCUUUUGUCUUCAUAGCUUCAUCAUUAGCACGACGUAUGUUCUGCAAAGAAUUAGAACAUGCCACAUUAGUGUCCGUUUCCCUCGUCUACCAUUUAUUGGCGCAAGACUUGUCAGACCUUUCAGUAUAUUCGGUUUGUAGGGAAGCGUAAGUUCUGACAGCCUGUCAUUAUCAUUUCUACUCAAGUAGAUUAAUCAUUUUUUCUGUAACAAUAUUUUCUUUUUCCAAUAAAUAUUUAGAACUUUUGUAUUA
This is a messenger RNA of Zootermopsis nevadensis, 1365 nucleotides long. RefSeq lists its product as uncharacterized. Lineage: Eukaryota; Metazoa; Arthropoda; Insecta; Blattodea; Termopsidae. The record is from RefSeq and is a predicted model, not a curated record.